This is a messenger RNA of Rhododendron vialii, 1408 nucleotides long. RefSeq names its product gibberellin 3-beta-dioxygenase 1-like. The transcript is spliced from 2 exons. The record is from RefSeq and is a predicted model, not a curated record. Bases 47 to 1078 code for a protein of 343 amino acids. Gene Ontology annotation, molecular function: gibberellin 3-beta-dioxygenase activity. Lineage: Eukaryota; Viridiplantae; Streptophyta; Magnoliopsida; Ericales; Ericaceae. Gene Ontology annotation, biological process: response to light stimulus; gibberellin biosynthetic process.
UAUAAAGCUUUCCAUUCUGUCUUUGCUCUCACUCUCAACACCCCAAAUGAGUACUCUUUUAGAGGCCUACAAGAACAACCCUGUCCAACUCCACCAUCUUAUCCCCCUCGACUUCCCCUCUCUCCGAGCGGUGCCGGAGUCGCACGUAUGGCCGGAAUCCUACAACUUCCGGCUAUCCCUUCCCGACGAAAACCUUUCCAUACCCAUCGUGGAUCUCAAGGAUCCCAACAUCGCGUAUAAUAUCGGCCGUGCAUGCCAGACGUGGGGGAUUUUUCAAGUCACCAACCAUGGGCUUCCUUCUGGCCUGUUGGAGGAUGUGGAGUACGAAGCCCGACGCCUCUUCUCUCUCCCGGUCGAACAGAAGAGGAAGGUGUUGCGGUCGCCUGGUGGAGCCACGGGAUACGGUUGCGCACGAAUCACGCCUUUUUUCCCCAAGUUCAUGUGGCAUGAAGGGUUCACUGUCAUGGGUUCUUCAGUGGAUCAUGCUAGGGUUCUUUGGCCUCAUGGCUAUAAACGCUUCUGUGAUGCAAUGGACAAGUACCAAAAACACAUGAAAAUCCUUGCCCACAACCUCUUCCUCACAAUCCUCAGCUCACUGGACCUAUCCGAUGCCGAAAAUGAUUGGGCCGCCGCGGUUUACGACUCCAAAUCCAAUGCCCUCCAGCUCAACUCCUACCCGGCAUGUCCCGACCCAACCCGAACCAUUGGUCUCGCCCCGCACACCGACUCCCUCCUCCUCACCAUCCUCCACCACUGCGAAACAAACGGGCUCCAAACUUUUCGGGACGGGUUUGGGUGGGUCCCGGUCCAUCGGGUUUCCGGAGCACUCACGGUUAAUGUUGGUGACUUGCUACAUAUUUUGUCCAAUGGGAAAUUUCCAACGGUUUGCCAUCGGGCCAUGGUGAACCGGACCCGGCACCGGAUAUCGGUUGCUUAUUUUUACGGGCCUCGGGCCGAUUCCGUUGUCGGGCCUUUCUCGAGGCUUGGGCUCCCGCGUUACCAGACUUUGACGCUUAAAGAGUAUAUUGGGAUCAAGGCCAAGCAUUUAGACAAGGCACUUUCUUUGAUUACAAUCUAAACACAUUUUUUUGGUCAAAAAAUUUAAUUUAAUUUGAAUUUUUGUUCUUUAUUUCCACAUUUUCUGAAUGAGUUUAGUCUAAAAGUUUUGUUUCUUUUUUUUUUUUUGAAUAACUAGGUAUUUGCGUUAGUUUACGUGCAUUUUCACUGAUUUCGAAAUCCAGUUAAAAUUUUCGGUCAAAGUCCAGUAGUCCCAAGGGUUUGUUGUUGUUGUUGAAGUCGAGUUUGUGAGCUUGAAGAAGUAGGUUCUCAUUUGAUGUUAUGCUUUCCACUCGAAUUGGGUGGCACUUUUUGUGCUUGGAGAUCGGAGUUUAAUUAUUUUCAAGAGAAA